AAUUCUACAAUCACUUCAUGCAUCAUUCAAUCAACAAAAAUCGACUAACCUCUCACCUAAUUUCAACGUCCAUUCAUUCAAUCACAAAAUCCCCUCACCUAAGAACCCUAAUCUGAUACUCAAAAAUUAACAAGGAGAAAGUUCAAAACACACCUGGAGACUCAAGUAGGAUCGAAUGGGAAGGUGAGGAGACGACAAGGGAUUCAAAAAACAGGCCGGAGAGGCUUGUCGGAGCUUCGUCUGAAUCUCGCCAAAAGCUCACCAGAAAUUGCUCUGCCAAAAUAAAUUCGAGCCAAAUCGUCCCAAAACUUCGGUGAAGGGGCGCCCAUACACAAGAAGUAUGGUUUGGUUUUGGUUUUGGAAAAGGACAGCCGGAAGUCAACUAACUCCACGGAAAACAGGUUGAAAUCCUGAUUUUUCGGCGAGGUUCAGAGGAUUCCGAUGAAAAUAUGUUUGUGAAGAAGGGGGAUCAUGGUCCCCUUUUUAUAGUACGAUCAUGAGGUUCACGAACGGAGGUUGAUUUUUACGAUCGUUAAGACUGUGAAAAUAACUCACCAACCGUGAUCUGGAGCAAAAACGGUGAGUUUUAGCAAAGUGGAACUGCUCUUCGAGAUCACGGUCUCCGCCUCAUUAUCACGGUCUAAUGACCGUGUUAAUAGAGCUAAAACCACGAACUGAUGAAAAACAGUGUGUUUUCCAAAUUUUCAAGACUCGAUCUAAUCAACCGUGCCCCUAACUCAAUCACAAAACAUCCAAAACAUUCAAACACAAAGCUCUGGCAUGGUGAUCACCAUUCAACCACUUGAACUUUUCACUGAAUAAAAAAAAUAAGGAAAAGGAAACAAACCUACAUUGGGUUGCCUCCCAACAAGCACUAGUUUAAGGUCCCUAGCUCGAUGUUGCAGAUGUUUCAUGCUUGAGAGAACGAGGCGUCCAAGAGUGGAUCUGCCACGGCCUAAGGGCAAGGCUUGUCACCUCCCCUAAAGCUCCAAAGGAUGACCCUCUUGGCCUAGCACCUUCGCUUUCCCCUUUUCCUUUUUUUUUUUUGGUACCCGCCUUAGGUCCAUGUUUCACAUUAUCACAAGGAGAAAGAGCACUAGUGGGGUUUGCCUUGAGUUUCUCACGUCCACUUCUAAACAUACCAUUCGAUUCCACUUCUUUAACAUCAACAUUAUCACUCUUAGGGUCAACCGAAAAUGUAAUUUGAUGCUCUCCGUCUCUUAUGAUCGAAGUACCCUCAUCAACAUUAAUUAAAGCCUUGGCGAUGGCAAGGAAAGGGCGUCCUAGUUUGAGGGGCAUAUCCGCAUCUUCACUAAUGUCAAGGAUAAAAAAAUCCAUCGGAUAAUAAAAUGUGCCCACCCUCACUAGAAUGUCUUCCACAAUACCCCUAGGGCUAAUCACCGAGCCGUCAACCAAUGUAACACUCAACCUAGCGAGUUUCAAUUAACCUAGGUUCAAUUUCUUGUAAAGCUUAAAUGACAUGGCGUUUAUGCUUGCUCCUAAAUCCGCCAAGGAAUUUUCUAUAUGACAUGUUCCGAUGCAAAGAGGGAUAGUGAAGUUACCUUGAUCUUGUUGCUUUUUAGGCAACUUGUUUUGAAUGAAGACCGAGCACUCCUCACCCAAGGUGACGGUAGCGAGGUCUUCAAAAUUUUGCUUAUUUGCAAGAAGCCCUUUAGGUACUUGGAAUAUCUUGGCAUGUACGCCAUUGCCUCCAAGAAAGGAAUUGUGAUAUGGAGCUUGUUGAGCAUCUCCAUGAACUUUCCACACUCCGCCUCCAAAUGGUCUUUGUGCACCCUUGUAGGGAAAGAGAGAGGAGGAUCGUACUCAGACAGACAGACACUAGUGGUGGCGUUGGCGAUGCCUUCUUAACCUCACCAUCCUCUCCUUGCGAGAGUUCUUUUUCAUCGACCUUUCGAGGAUCCUCUUUUUCUUCAAUUACCUCCUUAGCAACAACAUCCGGAGUUACCUUCCUGCUCCUCAAGAGAAUAGCAUUGCCAUUGGAAUUUUGAUCUUUGGGGUUGGAAAUAGUUUGGGUAGGUAGAGCUCCCAUUGGUCUCUCGAUAAGGAUCCAAGCAAGAUUGCCGAUUUGAGUCUCCAAAUUCUGCAGACUUUCUUGAUGGCUCCUUAGACCUGUCUUAACCGAAGUAUACUUAUGUGUUGCUACAUACAUGAAUUGCUCAAUCUUCUCAAACUUUUGUGAGCUUGUACUCAGAAAGGUGGUAACUAGGUUUUUGAAAACUUGUUGGGUUUUUGUUGGAACCCUUGACCUCCUUGCUGUUGGAAUUGUUGUUGUUGGAAGUUCUAUCCUUGGAGCCUUUGUUGAAUGAAAGGAGGUCUUGGUUGAUAAUUCCCCAUCGACCAUGGAAAAUAGGGGGUAUUGGAUUGCUCGGGGAAUACCAUGCGAAAUUUGGAUGGUUUCGCCACCCUGGAUUGUAAGUGUUGCUAUAGGGCUUGUUGUUGUUUCCCCUAGUAUUGGCAAUGAAGCUUACUUGCUCUUCUGGAGUGCUUGUUUCCUUCAUUAAUUGACACUCUGCAAUCUCAUUGUUGGUACUCUAACACCAAUCACACGCCAUCGCUGACUUCUUAUCCUCUAGAAGUGAAAUUAUUAACUGGUCGAUCUUUGUGGCGAGCGGAGGAAUCACCUCUGUGGAGGGUAAUCCUCUCUCGACACUCCUUCUACCACGCCUCGUCAAACCCCAAUGAUACCCUUUUUCACCAUAUCUUCAAGAAAAGUGGUCAUCUCGGGUGGAGUCUUGUUCAUCAAGUUCCCUUGACAUAGAGAGUCAAUGAGAAUCUUGUCUUAUUGGAGAAGACCAUCGUAGAAGGUUUCGAUCCGAAACUGCCCUCCAAAUCCGUGAUAUGGACAUUGGAGGAAAAAUUCAGAGUACCUCUCCCAUGCAUCCCUCAAUAGCUUGUCUUCCUCUUGAGCGAAGUGGGUGAUCUUCUUGCGCAACUCUGUCGUCUUGGAAGGUGGACAAUAUCAGGCCAUGAACUUGUUGAGCAAGUCGUCCCAUUAGGUAAUCGAUAGGGGUGGUCUAUUGUUGAGCCACUUGAGCGCUUUCCCAACAAGAGACUAGGGGAAAAGCCUCAACUUCAAAGCCUUCUCGGAUACCCCAUCGAUCUACAAACUUCUUACAAUCUCGAUGAAUCUAUGGAUAUGCUACCUUGGAGACUCAUCCUUAUGCACAUGGAACUGGACGUUGUUCUGGAUCAUUGUGAUGAGGUCGGGUUUAAUCUCGAAAUUGUUGGCGGCCACGGGUGGAUGUAAAAUGGUUAGUUGGAUAUCUGCCGCCGUGGAGCCAUAUCGUAGCCCAUGGUCCUCGGUUCCUCAUUUGUCUAUUGGGCGUUAUGAUUCUACGCCAUCUCAGCUUCAAUUCCUUCCUCGUCAACUACAACUUCUUCUUCAACUCGGGACCAACUUGUGGUUUUCCCCUCUCCUCUAUCCUUCUUCUUGCUUCCGCCGGCUCUCUCUCAUGAGCCAAGAAUCGGAGAGUGUGGUUGAGGUUCUCGUCUAAUGGCACACAAAGGUGUCGGAUUACUCCGGGUCGUACACCCUCCUACACACACUCCAAAAAAAACACAACUCGGGCUAACACAAGCAAGUUUCACAAUCAACAAAACAAAAAGUAAAUAAUAGAUUAACACCGAACAAUGUUUUCAAAAUAACGGACCAAAUUUCCCUGGCAGCAGCGCGAAAAACUUGUCUCGUCUCGAAUACCACAAUUUAAAUCCCGACUUAGGCCCAAGUAUAAACUCUAGUCGGGUGCAAUAUAGGGCAAGUAUGCUU
Messenger RNA from Linum trigynum, 3787 nucleotides. The record is from the annotation of a GenBank genome assembly. NCBI's taxonomy places the organism in Eukaryota, Viridiplantae, Streptophyta, Magnoliopsida, Malpighiales, Linaceae.